AUGGCGAAAGACGAGCCGCAGCAACGCGCUGCUGAUGAUGAUGGCCGCAUAGACGAUUCCAUUGCCGGCUGUGGUGGCGACGACGCGCGGGGUUCGGGUGAUGGGCAAGGGGACGCGGUUGUCUUUACGCCGACGGCUGCUCGCGUGGACGUGCACCCUCUUGUUUUGCUCUCUCUCGUUGACCACUACGCACGAGUGAACGCCAAGGUGGUGCAAAAGCGCCGCGUCGCUGGCCUUCUGCUCGGUCGCUACAAGCGUCUCCCGGACGGGACGCCGUUGCUGGAUAUCAACAACAGUUUUGCUGUGCCUUUUGAUGAGGACCCACACAACUCGGAUGUGUGGUUUGUCGACACAAACUACGCGGAUGAGAUGUUUCAUAUGUUCCGUCGUGUGUUCCCAAAAGUGCAGGUUGUUGGUUGGUACUCUGCUGGGCCAUCGUGCACCGUUCAACCAAACGAUAUGCUGCUUCACUUGCUCCUAGCCGAUCGUUUCACCGCCAACCCGGUGUACUGCAUUGUGAACACGGACCCCAGCAAUAAGGGUGUCCCUGUGCUAGCAUACACAACGGUCCAGGGCCGUGAGGGGGCCCGUUCUUUGGAGUUCCGCAACAUCCCGACGUACCUGGGCGCGGAGGAGGCGGAGGAGAUAGGCAUUGAACACCUGCUGCGUGACCUGACAGACUCCACCAUUACAACGCUUUCGACGCAGAUCCAGGAGCGGGAAUUCUCGCUGGCCCACCUCAGUUGUGUCCUGCAGUCCAUUGAGGACUACUUGCACGACGUUGCGGGGGGUCUAAUGCCCAUUUCGGAGGAUGUGCUGAGUGUGCUGCAGGAAGCCAUCAGCCUGCAACCGCAGAUCUACCAUCUCAAGACGUCCACGGAGAUGAUUCGUCACUCGAAUGAUCAGGCAAUUGCCAUGUUCGUCGCCGCGAUUGGCCGCUGCCUUGGCGCCCUCUACGAUGUCAUUGCGAACCGACGCCGCAUCAAUCGUGAGAUGGUGGAGGUGAAGGCGCGCCGUGAGGAGGCACUGAAGAAGAAGCAGCUGGAGCACGAGCAGCACAAGGCGAAGGAGGCCCUCUCCACCCACGACAAUGCUGAGGGGACUGCGAAGUAG
Trypanosoma rangeli is the source of this 1113-nucleotide messenger RNA. RefSeq names its product proteasome regulatory non-ATPase subunit 8. The record is from RefSeq and is a predicted model, not a curated record. Gene Ontology annotation, molecular function: metallopeptidase activity; protein binding. Gene Ontology annotation, cellular component: proteasome complex. The transcript has a single exon. NCBI's taxonomy places the organism in Eukaryota, Euglenozoa, Kinetoplastea, Trypanosomatida, Trypanosomatidae. Gene Ontology annotation, biological process: proteasome-mediated ubiquitin-dependent protein catabolic process. Bases 1 to 1113 code for a protein of 370 amino acids.